GCUUACUGAGUCGUGAGUCAUUCGAGCGAUUCGACUCCUGAGAGAAGAACGUCUGCAGUACAGUACGGCUACUUUACCUGACUUUAUCAUGGCUGUCAAAACUGGUUAUUGGAAUAUUCGUGGGUACAUGCAACCUAUUCGACUUCUUUUGGCCCAUGCCGGGGUUGAGUAUGAGGAGAAGCGUUAUAAUGUUGGACCGGCUCCCGACUAUGACCCGAGUGAGUGGUUGAACAACAAAUUUAACCUUGGUCUGGAUUUCCCGAAUUGCCCUUACUACAUUGAUGGAGAUGUCAAGCUUUCACAAACUUUUGCCAUUCUGAAAUAUUUGGGUCGCAAGCAUAACAUGGCAGCCAAGACUGAGGAGGAGCAAAUCAGAGUGGACUUGAUAGAGGCAGAAGCCAUUGAUAUGCGUUCAAAGUGGUCCACACUGUGCUAUCAUGAUGAUUUUGAGAAGAUGAAACCAGAUUACAUUAAAAAUGUUGCAGUGAAGUUGAAGGAAGUUUCCACCUUUCUGGGAAGUCACCCAUAUUUUGCAGGACAGAAUAUAACCCACAUGGACUUUGUGAUGUAUGAAUUGUUGGACCAGAACUCUCAAUUGAUUCCUGGAUUACUUGAUGAAUUCCCUAAUCUGAAAGAAUUUCACGCGGGAAUCGGAGCGCUAGAAAAAGUUGCAGCUUAUCUCAGUUCGGAUAAAUGCAUCAAGUAUCCUUUCAAUGGACCUAUGGCUCAGUGGGGCGGAAAAUAAGCAAAAUCGAUGUCUACCAUACUCAUCUUUGAAUUUUCUAAUGUUAGACACUUAGACUUAACUUAGGCCCUUAGACUUCACUAGAUAAAAUUUGUUUUACAAUUUACAAAGUUAUCCAACAUUCCUUGUUAAUCAAUUCAACACAUUGUUUAAAAAAAUGUCAUUCUCAAUUAUUGUUUAUAAAAAAAUAUGUUAUUAUGGUUAAA
Messenger RNA from Daphnia pulex (common water flea), 951 nucleotides. RefSeq names its product glutathione S-transferase Mu 3-like. Lineage: Eukaryota; Metazoa; Arthropoda; Branchiopoda; Diplostraca; Daphniidae. The record is from RefSeq and is a predicted model, not a curated record. The transcript is spliced from 5 exons. Gene Ontology annotation, molecular function: glutathione transferase activity. Bases 89 to 745 code for a protein of 218 amino acids. Gene Ontology annotation, biological process: glutathione metabolic process.